Corapipo altera (White-ruffed manakin) is the source of this 1597-nucleotide messenger RNA. RefSeq names its product death domain-associated protein 6-like. The record is from RefSeq and is a predicted model, not a curated record. The transcript is spliced from 3 exons. NCBI's taxonomy places the organism in Eukaryota, Metazoa, Chordata, Aves, Passeriformes, Pipridae. Gene Ontology annotation, molecular function: histone binding. The annotation marks the transcript as partial.
CCCAACUAUCCCCAGGUAUCUCCAGGUAUCCCCAGGUGUAUCCCCAGCUAUCUCCAGGUGUAUCCCAGCUAUCUCCAGGUGUAUCCAGGUGUCCCCAGGUAUCUCCAGGUGUAUCCCAGGUAUCCCCAGGUGUAUCCAGGUGUAUCCAGGUAUCCCCAGGUAUCCCCAGGUGCCCCCCCCCUGUACCUCCCCUCUCUCCCUCCCUCCCCCCCGUCCCAGUUCCUGUCUGUCUGCGCCGCGGCCACGCGGGAUCACCCGGAGGUUCUCCCGUUCCUGCGCUCCCGCCACGCGCGGGCGCAGCCGGAAUUCCGCGGCUCCGCCGAGUUCCGCAACAUCCUGGGGCGGCUCCUGCGGCGCCUCCGGAGCCGCCGCAGCAAAACCUUCGUCUACAUCAACGAGCUCUGCACCGUCCUCAAGGCCCGCGCGCUCCGGCGACGCCUCCCGCUGCUCCCGCUCCCCGGCGGCGGCGGCGGCGGCGUUCCCGCACGGAAUUCCGGCGGCGACGCCUCCCAGUAUCCCACCAGCUCGUCCCAGUGUCCCGGCGGCUCAUCCCAGUGUCCCGGCGGCUCAUCCCAGUAUCCCGAUGGCCUGACGGCCCAGCAGCCCAACGGCACUUCCCGCUAUCCCGACGGCGCUUCCCGGUAUCCCGACGGCAGCACUUCCUGCCAGGAUCCUGGCAUUCCAACCCACCGGCCCGGCGAUCCCGACAGCUCUUCCCAUCGCUCCGAUGGCUCAUCCCAACGUCCCAGUGAUUCAUCCCAGUAUCCUGAUGACUCAUCCCAGUAUCCUGAUGGCUCAUCCCAACGUCCCGAUGGCUCAUUCCAGUAUCCUGAUGGUUCAUCCCAACGUCCUGAUGGUUCAUCCCGACAUCCCGAUGGUUCAUCCCAAUAUCCUGAUGGUUCAUCCCAAUAUCCUGAUGGUUCAUCCCAACAUCCCGAUGGUUCUUCCCGUUGCCUUGAUGGCUCUUCCCAACGUCCCGAGGGCUCCUCCCAGUGUCCCGAUGGUUCCUCCCAGCGUCUCGACGGCCCUUCCCAACAUCCCGACGCCUCAUCCCACCAUCCCGACAGCUCCUCCCGCCGCCCCGACCCCUCCCCCCGCCGCUCCGGCGGCUCCCGGCGGCAGAUCCGCUACCUGGAGAACCUGCUGCGCGUCUACGCCGGCGAGAUCCGGCGGCUGCAGGAGCGGGAGCUGGACUUCCAGGAGCUGGACAGCGCCGACUCGCCCUACCUGCAGGAGAACCGGCUCAAGCGGCGCAUGAUGCGCAUCUUCCGCCGCCUCUGCCAGCUCAAGGAGUGCAGCUCCCUCACCGGGAGGGUCCUGGAGCAGCGGAUCCGCUUCCGGGGGACGCGGUACCCGGAGGUGAACCGGCGCAUCGAGCGCUUCAUCAACCGCCCCGACGCCUUCCCCGACUACUCCGACAUCCUGCGGGAGAUCCGCGGGGCCAGCGAGCGCCACGGGCUGGGCUUGGCCCGCAGGCACAUGGAGAACAUGGCCCAGGAGGCCUUCAGGGAGGUCGGGAACAGGCUCCAGGAGAGGAGGCACCUGGACCUCGUCUACAACUUCGGGAGUCACCUCACGGAUCAGUACCGGCCCGGUC